Molecule: messenger RNA, 2726 nt
Organism: Vollenhovia emeryi
Lineage: Eukaryota; Metazoa; Arthropoda; Insecta; Hymenoptera; Formicidae
Exons: 3
Coding region: 162-782 (206 amino acids)
Biological process (GO): neuropeptide signaling pathway
Source: RefSeq, a predicted model, not a curated record
GGUGUCAUCGCCAACCCCGGGCACCCAUUCCACCACCAACCACCACCAAACCACGCCGCCGCUAUUCGUCGCGUUACGUUUUUUCUUCAACACUAACUACUUGCGAUUUCGUCACCUCCCGGUCGCCCUGCGCAUCGAGAAGUCGAAAGGCAGUCGAUAGAAUGAUUACACUCUGGACUUUCAACUCGAUGGCAUUCAUCUGCAACUGGAUGCUCGUGUCUUCCUCGGUGCUGACACCGCUGAAGGACGACGGUAGCCUGAGAAUUUUCAAGGAAUCACCGAACGAAUUCGAAUACGUGAUAAAGAGACACGGCAUCGACGAACGUAAAGAGGAUACCGACUCUAAAGAGAGACGGAGCACUAUGGGUUCCUCCUUCAUCAGGUUCGGUCGCGGUCAGUCUGCCUUCAACAACGCCGCUAAUUCCAUCUUGGACGGGGAAACCGAUUCGAAGGUCAGUAGGCAUCCCCGAUGGAAGUCACCGGACAUCGUGAUCAGAUUCGGUCGGUCCAAUAUCAAGACUAUUAACGGCGAACAACUCAAACGCGGGCGAAAUGAUCUCAAUUUUAUCAGGUUUGGUCGUAACGUACAAGUUGUGCCGGCCGAUCUCGAUCUAUCUGUGGUGUGUUCGGCGCUUAUUUCGAACGGCGUGGUUAACGACACGGAAUUACAUCCGGAUAUAUCGAGGCUGCUCCGUCUUUGCAACGGCUUGAACAAGAUGACCGGCGAGAUCAGUUUGGAAGGGGCUUCGGAGAAUCAGGACGGCUUGAGUCGUCAUGAGUGAACCAAUCUGCCGCUGUUAUCCGAACUCGUCCGAGAUCCGAGAUCGUCCCCAUGUGGAUCCGUCCCGCGGACUCGAUGCCGGAUGUCAACGAGGAUUCGUAGCGCUCCAGUUUGUCGAACCGAUUUGAUCGCCAUGACCGAACUAUAUUUGGCUUUGAGAUGACGGCCGGGUCGCGUUACUAUCAGCGCGGAUUUGUACUUAAAGCGGAUCUCAAGCGUGUCAACUUGUUAAACAAAUUGAAAAUGAUUAUCCGCCUGUUGCAAUAUUAUACAAAAAUAAGAUUUAUUUGGGGAAAGCUCGAGUUUCUUUGCAAGUUGAAUGAAUAGUUGUUUCGUUGAGAAAUCAAUCUCCAUUUAAUUUUUUUACGUGCAAACUUAUCACAACGUCUUUUGCGAGAGUUAGAAAUUGACUGAAUCGUAUUAACUUCUUAUUUAAUUUCGAUGUGUUACUUGUUACUGCGGUAUAUUUCAUCAUCUACCUCCUUUACUCGUUAUAGAACUAUUUAGACUUUACAAUAUAUUUUAGUAUUAUGUGCUAUACUUAUAAUAAAUGUUAUAUAAUAAAAUGGCAAUGGUUUUCUUCAAUCUGUUAGCUGUCAUGUACGAAAAUGCUUGUUUGAAAUUAUGAAAUUACAAAAACUUAAUCGCGACACAUUAGUCUAUUAUUUUUCUUAUUAUUUUUAUAAAAACGUUCCUCUCAACAGCGAGAUAUGAUCAAUUGCUUAUAACUCGUCUUGCUUUUGUUGCAAAUGCAUUUUCAAUAAAAUGCUUUAUGCUGGAUAUAUACGCACACAUAUAUUUGUAGCUAAAGGAUUGAACGGAUCUCUUUUAUAUCUUAUCCUAUAUAUCUUCCUUAUCCUAUUUCUUGAGGAAGUAAGCACUAAAUAUAUACUCGUUUUCUUCUCGAAAAAGAACUAUCUUCAUUUCUCUUAAUUUUUUUUAUCAAGCGCUAAGUGUUUAUCGGCGUACCCGUAAGCUGAUAGCAAAUACCGAGCCGUGAAUCUCAUAUCGGAUACCGCGCUGUACAUCCACCUGCCUCCUUAUUCGAUGUACAUACAAAGCUGAUGAUUCAUCGCUCCGAAGUACCGUCGAUGUAAUCGCAGAUUCGUAUUGUAAUUGUUCGCAUUCUUUUUGUCGCGUCCGCAGCAUGUUGCCGCUAAUAAUGAAUUCGGUUGGAUGCACUAAUAACACUUUAAAUGUUUAAGAAUCGUCGUAUUUAUGUGACAAGCAUGACGUAAACCUGUUGCUAUUGAAACGUCUAAAAUAGUCUAAAUCAACGUACACUGGUUAAUUACCUAUUUGACAGUUUGUAACAAUGCGUUAAUAUUGGUCAAUAUUCAUAUAACCAAACAUACACUUUAUUUAAUUCCACUUGGAGGUUCCAUUCUUCCAAGAGGCUCAUCGCCGUGAAAACGAUUACUGAAAACGUUUCUUGCAUUUCUCGAAGACCCGUGAAAGAAAAUUUCGCAAAUAUUGAAGUAAUAUAAUAAAAAGUUUCCUUUUUUAGCUUGUCAUUAUUAUGCAGUCUUAUUUUUAGUAUCCCAUAAUAGUUGUGUACAAAAAGUUUUAUCUUAUAAAAUUAAUAUCUUUCAACACACUGCUAAACUUUGCUAAACACACAGUGACUUGCAUCGAGCAUUAUUAACGAGCCAUUGAUAUUGCUUGGCUCUUACGUCAAUUUGUACGCGACUGUCUUUUGCGCGCAGUCUGGUACAUUGAACCGAAUUCGUUGUAAGCCUCGCAUGUUGCAUAAACAAUAUCCUAUGAUAUGACCGAUCGUUAGAUCCAGCCUGUGCUUACGAUAAGUACCUAUUAUAAGGAUUUGUCACAGCAUCACAAUGCAUGCGUCAUAGAUAGUGUCCUCAGUAGUCUACGCCGUUCUUAUGAUGUAUGUGAAUUUAAUACGUAACUACAUAUAAUUAAAAGAAAACAAAGUGGCUGGAUA